Messenger RNA from Culicoides brevitarsis, 645 nucleotides. RefSeq lists its product as uncharacterized. The transcript has 2 exons. Lineage: Eukaryota; Metazoa; Arthropoda; Insecta; Diptera; Ceratopogonidae. The record is from RefSeq and is a predicted model, not a curated record. Bases 1 to 645 code for a protein of 214 amino acids.
AUGAUUUUGGGUACGACUGUUCUGCCGCCGACAGAGCAACAAAAGCCAACGGAGCCUCCAAAAGUACCGGAAGUCCCGCAGGAAGAAGCGAAAUCGAAGGAAUUGCCUUCUAAUCAAAUUACCAACCCAGCAUUCGAUCCAGCGAUGUACAAAAAUUUCGUUCCUCAAGACGCCGUUCAACAAUACGUGAGUCAAUACUCCAACGGGCCCCAAUAUCCUUCCGCAGGUCCUUAUCCAACAUACACUGAAGCCUUAAUCCCGAGUUUCGAGAGCAUCAUCAUUCCCGCAACGGCUUUAGAGACCAAAGAAAAGUCUCAUCCCGGCUUUUUCGAUGGUUUAGUGCCCGUCGUUCGAACUCUCGUCUCGAUUGUCUCAAAAAUUGGGGGAACUUUGUUGUCAAUUGCGGGAGUUGUGAUCUUCGGAGGCAUCAUAACGUCCUUUUUCUGUGCUUUUACGCCAUUUUGUCGCAUUUCCUUCUUGGAGACGCCCGUUCAAUCGUUGCGCAACAACACAAUGGAGGCCCUCGACAAAGUUGGAACGGAAAUUACGACAGAACGGAUUCGCAGAGCAGCAGAAUUUGUCACAGCAGCCAUCGAGAAGUUUGAGAAUUUGCAAAAGUUGGCACGUGUGAGCAAGGCCUAUUAA